AUGGGGUCUGUCGCUAGCUUUUCCCGUCACUACGGCCAACCUGACAUUCCCAAGUACCAAACCGGGAAAUUUCGUCAGAGUGCCCAAAGUAGAGACGCCCUCGAUAGCUGGCUAGCUGAAGAUCGAGCAAGAGGGCUUCGAUUUUCGAUUGUGCGUGCAAACGGCUCUAGUGAGCGCCUCUUUUUUUUCUAUAGGGCUCGCCCUCUCUCUGUGUCUGAGUCUGUCUCCGUCUCUCACCAGUACGGCGAAACUUUACUGGCGAAACUGUCGCGGUCUCUGUCCCAGCUUUCGUUUUUCAAAUUUAAGCCACCGCAGAUAGUUUUACACUGGACGACUGACAAGGGACAAGACAAAUACACUAUAAGCCAAAACAACGCCGCUCGCUCGCCCACUCGCUCGCUCAGCUUCCCGCAACAGUUCCCCAGGCUCUACUCAUCUUCUGCCGCGUUCCAGCCGCUUUUCUCCAGCUUUCUCCAGCUCUUUGUCAAGAAACUCGCUCCCCUGGCACCCACAGCAAGACCGUGUCGUUCGGAACCCAAAACUCAAGCUUUUUGGACCGUCCCGCCCCACUCGCUAAUCCCGGCUACACACUACACAACACACAGCACACAGCCCGAUAAUACAUUCGUGGUGUGUUUCGCUCGUGCUCAUUGA
Messenger RNA from Lachancea nothofagi CBS 11611, 654 nucleotides. Lineage: Eukaryota; Fungi; Ascomycota; Saccharomycetes; Saccharomycetales; Saccharomycetaceae. The record is from the annotation of a GenBank genome assembly.